ACAUCUUCUCGUUUCAAACCCAAGCGUUUACUUUAUUGAAUCACAUAGGAACAAUGGAAAGUUCAGCAAGAGUAAAGAAGGGAGCUGGAGGGAGGAAAGGUGGUGGCCCCAAGAAAAAGCCUGUUUCAAGGUCUGUCAAAGCUGGACUCCAGUUUCCCGUCGGAAGGAUCGGCCGUUACUUGAAGAAAGGAAGGUAUUCGCAGCGGGUCGGAACUGGAGCCCCGGUUUACUUGGCUGCUGUUCUUGAGUACUUAGCCGCUGAGGUUCUGGAAUUGGCUGGAAACGCCGCACGUGAUAACAAGAAGAACAGGAUCAUCCCAAGACACGUGCUGCUCGCCGUGAGGAACGACGAAGAAUUGGGCAAACUCCUCGCUGGCGUCACCAUUGCUCACGGUGGAGUGUUACCAAACAUCAACCCUGUUUUGUUGCCGAAGAAGACCGAAAGGGCCGCGAAAGAACCCAAAUCCCCAUCGAAGGCCACCAAGUCUCCCAAAAAAGCUUAGUUUGUAUUAAGAAACUCAGAUUAGCAGGAGUUGGAUUCCUCCGUGCUUUUGUUAUGUAGGUUUAGAAUAUUUUAGGCAAUAUUAAUGUCAUAUGUAUGUUACUUUAAUGGAAAUGAAAUAUCUUCUUUUUGCUCUUUA
Messenger RNA from Hibiscus syriacus, 641 nucleotides. Its product is annotated as histone H2A-like. Bases 54 to 503 code for a protein of 149 amino acids. Gene Ontology annotation, molecular function: structural constituent of chromatin; protein heterodimerization activity; DNA binding. The record is from RefSeq and is a predicted model, not a curated record. The transcript is spliced from 2 exons. Lineage: Eukaryota; Viridiplantae; Streptophyta; Magnoliopsida; Malvales; Malvaceae. Gene Ontology annotation, cellular component: nucleosome.